Molecule: messenger RNA, 2004 nt
Organism: Xyrichtys novacula (pearly razorfish)
Lineage: Eukaryota; Metazoa; Chordata; Actinopteri; Labriformes; Labridae
Source: the annotation of a GenBank genome assembly
AUGGCGUACACGCGCUGUUUCUGGAUUGCUUUAGUUGUCGUUCUGUCUGUUCUGACAAAUGACAGUGGAGUACUCGGUCGUGCAGUCGACACGCUUGGAUUUAUGUCAAAAUCUGCAGAGGAGUCAUCCGGAACAACUUUACGCACGGACGCGUCGAGGCGGUGGAGGCGUGGAGCGCACAGACACGAGCAGUGCGCGGAGCUCGCGGCCCCUUGGCUGGAAAACACGCAUCAAACUCCGGAGGAUAAUCCGACUGUGCUGCAGCUCCGGCUUCGACCCUUUUCUCCGGGAGCCUCUCGGGGUCUGGUUUUCCCCGGGAAGCAUCUUUUCGGCUUUGUUCGGAGGAUUUACCGCUGCUGUCAGGAGGGACCGAGCUGCAGGAGCGUCAAAGGAAUACAAGGGCGCCUGAGAGGAGGUAAGACUGAAGAGAUCAAGCUCAGCAUUAAGUCCUCUUUUGACUGAAGUUACGUUUUACACAGUGGACCUAAAAUAUGCUGAAGUAACAGCAGGUAAAACUCGUAAAGACACAUGAUGAGCUGCAGAGAUUAUAGUCUGAGAAAUCAUGCAGCUUGUGAGAGCAUGUGUCUCCAAAUCAGGACAACCCUUAAAGUUCCUCCAUGACUAACUAGGAUGAACUCGGAGAACAGCUGAAGACAACAUGGAGCUGUUUUUGGGAAAGAUUCAGCCAAAGUUUAGGAGAUGAACAAGAAACCUCAUCCAGAGAGCAUGCUGCUAAUGUUAGUAUAAAAUGAGUCCUUUAACCCUUUAUUGCCUUUUGUAUCAUAUUAGAUACUUUUAUAAAGUUCUAUCUAAUCAAUAUGAUCAACAAACUGCUAAAAAAAAACAUCUGGAUACAGUCCAAUAAAUGAUAAAAAAAACGUCCUCUUGUGGUUUAUCAGUUUCCAAAAACAUCAAAUGUCAAUUUUAAGGACAUUUAGAUUUUUUGUUUUUUUUUCUGUAGUAAAUAAACUUUUCAGCUCCAAAAAAAUCUAUUUUCUGGCCUUAAUUUGAGGUUUCAGGCAUUAAAAAGUUAAGAGAUGAUCCAUAGUGAACAGUACAACACACAGUAUUGUUAUGGUGACACUGCAGGAGUGUCAUGAGACGUUAAAGUGAAAGCUGCUGAUCUUCAUUUAGGGCCUGAUUCCUGCAGCUGUAGAGAGGACCGUGUUUUCUGCAUACAAAUAGGCCUCAGCUGGCUUAAUGUCUCUUCAGAGUGUCGUAGAGAAAUCCUGCUGACAGAUUAACAAGGUAUUAGGAGUGAAGACGUCCCCUAUGUGGCAGAGAUAUUACUCUGAUCCCCGGGAUUUAUCACAAUGUAGCUCGACUCCCGGGUCUGUGCCACUGUGUUUGAGACGUAAACAGCUCUCUGACGAACUUUUCCUCUCCUCCUCCUCCUCCUCUGCAGAUACAGAUGUGGAGUUUCUCCUCACCAGGGACAAUUUAUCGUUGGCAGUAACGAGAGCUGAGCUCCAUCUCCAACUUUCCAACCCACAACAUCUGGAAAUCCAUCCUGUGAUCUCAUCUUUGGCGAAGCAGGGCCUUCCAACAAGGUAAACACUCGACUCCUGAUUGGAUCUUGACUCAGACGAGAACGGUUAAAGACACAAAAAGAUGGUGGUCUAAUCUAAUUCCUCUCUAACCUCCUUCUUCAGGUACAGCUUGUGGUCUUGGGGCGACACCGUAGAGCUGAGGGUGGAUCUGCUCCUCCUCUUCCAGAGUCUGCAGGAGGCGGCAGGUAGUGCGAGGAGGACUCCCAGCUUGGCGAACAUGCGGCGAGCGGUCUUCUCUCCCGGGGAGGAUCCAUCCGGAGAGAAGGCCGCUACUCUGGGGGCUCUGAAGGACUCUGACGGAGACGUGUGGGGGGAUGGGGUCGCUAACACGCUGCCUCCUCUCUUGGAGCUGGGUUUGGUCCUCAGCUGCAGUCAGGCCGGAUCAGCGGCGUCCUGCAGAGCUGGUGGCGUUCACCUCUCACACACACCUUUUAUCGCUCUGUACUUCAGGUGA